Protopolystoma xenopodis is the source of this 318-nucleotide messenger RNA. The record is from the annotation of a GenBank genome assembly. NCBI's taxonomy places the organism in Eukaryota, Metazoa, Platyhelminthes, Monogenea, Polystomatidea, Polystomatidae.
AUGCACACAACUCACGCGAACCUGUUUAGGCCAAUAGGAGGAGAGGAGAGACAAGGAUUAGCAUUAACACGACAUGGUCAUACUGACCUCGGUUCUAGGCCGCCAGGUAGUCAGGCCAUCAGACUAUCUGGACUGUGUCCUGCCCGGGUUGGCAUGGGGCGGACAGACAGCCGCACAGUAGAUCUGCCUACAGACGCUGUGUCUUCUUCUCGCUGUAUGUGUCUGCUUACGUGUGUGGAUGUGUGUUUGUUUGCGAUAGUCUCUGUUGUUCCUCCCGGAUUCAGGCCAGGUCUCAUUCCAAACGAGCAAAAUUGGUAG